ACACGUCGUGUUUGCGACUAAUGGGAGGAGCUUUGGAGGGCGAGUGAGAAGGAGAGCCGUAAAGCAGUCGGGACGGGGAGGUCAUUAGAUAGAGAGGUACUCUUUUUAAACCUGGGGGGAGCGCUUCACAAUCACAGAAACACACUGAAAUCAGAGAAAAUAACACGAGAUAUUCCUUCUUCAACCUGCCCCGGGGUUGUCUUUUAUUAACGAGAAGAAACCAAAAUGCUUCGCUGGGUAGCGCGGCUGCGGCAGUCUGUGCGCUGGGUUCCCCGGCCCUUCCCCGGUUCGGCCCCAGGCUCGGGUUCGGGGUCCUGUCGGCUCCGGCGUUACCAUUCUGGGGGAGCUAGUCGGGUCCGGUCCGUCUGCAAUUCCGCAGGGGUCUACGGCAAAGCUGUCUUCGUGCAGGGCAACAAGACCGUCAGUUACCAGGACAGGAGAUGGUACAGCCUGCCGCCCCACCAGAAAGUUCUGCUUCCAUCACUGUCCCCCACCAUGCAGAUGGGGACCAUCGCUCGCUGGGAGAAGAAAGAAGGAGAUAAGAUCAACGAGGGAGAUCUGCUAGCAGAGGUGGAGACGGACAAGGCCACUGUGGGCUUUGAGCUGUUGGAGGACUGUUACCUGGCCAAGAUCCUGGUAGCCGAGGGAACGAGGGAUGUGCCGAUCGGGGGUGUUAUAUGCAUAACAGUAGAACAACCGGAGUUUGUUGCUGCUUUUAAAGACUACACUCUGGAAGACGCUGCAGCCUCUGCCCCGCCCCCUGCCAGUGCCGCAGCCCCUCCCCCUGCCGCAGCCACGCCCCCCCAGCCCCCGGGCAGCUCCUACCCGCCUCACAUGAAGGUCUUGCUGCCUGCCCUGUCCCCUACCAUGACCAUGGGCACAGUGCAGAGAUGGGAGAAGAAGCUGGGAGAGAAGCUGAGCGAAGGGGAUCUGCUGGCUGAGAUUGAGACAGACAAAGCUACCAUAGGUUUCGAGGUUCAAGAAGAAGGAUACCUGGCUAAGAUCAUGGUUUCAGAAGGAACGAGGGAUGUGCCUCUGGGGACCCCCCUGUGUAUUAUAGUCGAGAAGGAGUCUGAUAUCCAAGCUUUCGCUGAUUAUGUGGAGACUGGAGUGGCAGAAAUGACAACCCCACCGCCUCCUCCCCCGAGCCCGGUGGCUGCAGUCGCCCCCUCUCCCCAGCUCUCCACUCCGAGCCCGGCUGCCAUCGCUGCUGCAAAGAAGGGCCGGGUCUUCUCCAGCCCCCUGGCAAAGAAACUGGCAGCUGAGAAAGGCAUUGACGUGGCUCAGGUUACAGGUACUGGUCCAGAUGGAAGAGUGACAAGGAAGGAUAUCGAGACCUUUGUGGCUCCAAAGACAGCACCUGCCCCCUCGGUGACCGCGGCCCCCCCUCCUGCAGCAGCCCCCUCCAUGGCAGCCGUGCCCACCGGCACCUUCACGGACGCCCCCAUCAGCAACAUCCGCAGGGUUAUUGCCCAGCGCCUGAUGCAGUCCAAACAGACCAUCCCUCAUUAUUACCUGUCUAUCGAUGUGAACAUGGACCAGGUGCUGGAUCUGAGGAAAGAGCUCAAUGAGGAAGUGAAGUCUGACAAUGUAAAGCUGUCUGUGAACGACUUCAUUAUCAAAGCCUCGGCUCUGUCUUGCUUGAAGGUGCCUGAAGCAAACUCCUCUUGGCUGGACACAGUAAUCAGACAAAACCACGUUGUUGACGUUAGCGUUGCAGUGAGCACCCCUAAUGGCCUGAUCACUCCCAUUGUGUUCAAUGCUCACAUCAAGGGACUGGCUGGCAUCAGCAAAGAUGUGACCUCGCUGGCUGACAAGGCGCGACAGGGCAAACUGCAGCCUCACGAAUUCCAGGGUGGCACUUUCACAAUCUCUAACCUGGGCAUGUUCGGGAUCAAGAACUUCUCUGCCAUCAUCAACCCCCCGCAGGCCUGCAUUCUUGCUGUGGGCGGCUCAGAGAAGAGGCUUCUGCCAGCUGACAACGAGAGAGGGUUUGAUGUAGCCAGUAUGAUGUCGGUCACCCUGAGCUGUGAUCACCGUGUUGUGGAUGGGGCUGUGGGUGCGCAGUGGCUUGCAGAGUUCAGGAAGUUCCUUGAAAAACCAAUAACCAUGUUGCUGUAAAGCCAGUGUAAACCCAACCAGCCAUGGGAUUCAACCAUCUAGGAGUCCAGUGUUUUAUAUAUAAUAUUAUAAAAAAUAUAGAGACACACACACACACACACACACACACACACACACACACACACACAUGCAGCCGUUCAGAAGUCACUUGACCAGUUCAGGGGAACGAAAGUCAAAGCAGCCAGCAACAGUAGACGAUAUACAAAGGCUGGCAUGUUCCAUGUUUGUGGGCACUCAAUUUGAUCCAGCUUUUAUGGCUGCACACGUUCUUGGGACGUCCCACUGGAGUUGAAAGCACUUCAUGGCCAAUGACACUUUGAUGGCUUCACUAGCUCUUGUGUCUGUUUGUUUGUUUGUUUGUUGGAUCCAGGUCACUCUGCUGUGCAUGUAGUGCAGUGAAAGGCAGAGUUCUGUCAUCCUUUCCACCUAGUCUACUGUUGCUUCCACAUACUCCUGAACUGAUAAAGUGACGUCUGAACCAACCUGAAUAUAUCUGUUUGCAUCGAUCCUCAAAGAAUCCUGUUAAACAGCUCAACAAAGAGGGUUUGUUUUGUCUGUUAUUUAUGAGAUUUCACGGCUGUCUGAUCUGUCCUGUGCAGAUAUAGUUAUAUUUUUAAAGCAGAGGCUCUCGGGGAGUAAUAAUUGUACCAUGUCUGCAUUAUCAUUUCUUACAGUUUUCAAAGGUCACCUCCAGAAUUUAGUUUGGGUUACAUUUUGUUUUUUCUUUUGAAUUCCAAUCCUGAAUUCUGACAUUUUGGGCCCAUUUACAGUUAUUUAAAAAAAAAAAAAAAAAAAAAAAAAAUUGGCAAUGAAUAAAAGUAUUAAAUUGUUGUCUAAUGAAAACCGGUACUUUGAAAAACAACUUAUUAAAUGACUCGGGAGUUUAAGCUUUGUGAAUUGGGUUCUCUUUUGUACUUGUGUAAUGUGAGAUUGCAUUGUUACUCCCCAUGGCUGUGUAUUGAGUUACUACAGUAACAGAAGAGUGUGUUCCUUUUGGAAACAUUCGUGUUAAAAUGACAUGGGAUGAUGGGUUUGUGUUUGUGUUUAGAUUACUUGAAUCAUAUGUCUAGAUUGUGAGUCCUCCACAAGAGAGAAAAUGAAAGAGCGAGACUGAACGGCUUGGCUGUUGGUUUACUUUGGACUCCUCAAACGUGGGGUACAAGGCUUCGCAUACCAAUUGAACUGCACAGCUCUGACAAUUCAAGCAGCUUUCCUGUCAUCUACAUUCUGCAUUGCGUAUAUCUAUUAUAGAAAAUCAGCUGCUGUCAUUUUAACACACGUGGGAGGAUGCAUGGACCAGCACACCCAUUGGUUCAGUACCAUAUUAAAAGUGCAGGAUCCGUAUUCCUCCAGGAAAGAGACCUUCCAAUCCACUCAGUCUUAUGUGUAAUAGACUCGGCAUGCUGCUCACAGUAAAGGCCUCUUUUUAAAUGUUAUCUUUCAUAAAGUAACACAAGUACAACCCUAAACAAGCGGUCUUGUCAACUCAGAAGGGAUCCUGUAGCUUCUGUUGGGUAGUUUUUAAAAAAAUAAAAUGAAUACUGAAUUUACAUAUCUGUUUCUCUCCAUGUAUUCACGAACAACCCUAACGUUGUAAGGAUAAAUCAAACGGGAAUCUUAUGUAGCUUGUCCAGAUCUCUCUGAUUUUGUAUUUAUUUUUUGUGUAUUCUUUACUGUCCUGCCUUGUUUUAUUUAAACUUUUUUGGGGGUUUGGGGGGUGAAAAUAAAUGCUGGAAGAAAACAACUAGUUUCACUGCUUUAAACUCAUUUAAAAAUCCUCUGUGUUUUUCAUGCAGUUCUAUUAAAGGUGCUGAAAUGUAAAAGAAAGCGUUAACGUUGACAGAUUGAAAGGAACUCUUGUAGGUUUUGCUUUGGAAAGUAUGCAAAGCCAUCUUCUAUGAUACAAUAACCGUGACCUCUCGGCUUUCUUGUGAAACUCGAAAAGUCUUUGAAUCUGUUUAUUCUAAUCUUUUCACUUGUAAUGUGCCACCUAAAAGCCAAUAUUUUGAAUUAAAAACUACA
Messenger RNA from Acipenser ruthenus (sterlet), 4143 nucleotides. RefSeq names its product dihydrolipoyllysine-residue acetyltransferase component of pyruvate dehydrogenase complex, mitochondrial-like. The transcript is spliced from 14 exons. Gene Ontology annotation, cellular component: pyruvate dehydrogenase complex. Gene Ontology annotation, molecular function: dihydrolipoyllysine-residue acetyltransferase activity. Lineage: Eukaryota; Metazoa; Chordata; Actinopteri; Acipenseriformes; Acipenseridae. Gene Ontology annotation, biological process: pyruvate decarboxylation to acetyl-CoA. The coding region runs from base 226 to 2121 and encodes 631 amino acids. The record is from RefSeq and is a predicted model, not a curated record.